Molecule: messenger RNA, 3936 nt
Organism: Apiotrichum porosum
Lineage: Eukaryota; Fungi; Basidiomycota; Tremellomycetes; Trichosporonales; Trichosporonaceae
Exons: 5
Coding region: 1-3936 (1311 amino acids)
Biological process (GO): endoplasmic reticulum to Golgi vesicle-mediated transport; protein localization to phagophore assembly site
Cellular component (GO): phagophore assembly site; cytoplasmic vesicle; TRAPPIII protein complex
Source: RefSeq, a predicted model, not a curated record
AUGCCCGCGCCGCCGCUCUCGAUUAUCCAGUCGCUGAGCCCGCGGGUUGCGGUUCUCGCGUCCGACGACGUGGCAGAUUCGUGUGCCGCAAAUGGCUGCCGCGGGCUCAACGAGCUGCUCCGUCCAUGGGAGGGCGGCACAGAGAGGGUUUCUGUCCUCUCAUCGACCUUAACCCCAACAGUGCACCCAACAUUUCCCCUUCGUUUCGUUUCCUACGCGUCCGUCUAUGCCAACCCGGCACAGGCCUCAAUAAACCCCGACAUGGUGGUUGACCUUGUCGGCUCGUGUGUGGGCAAGCACUCGCCAGACGAUGAGAUGCAUUACCCGACGACACGCGCACUGCUGUUAUCGUCGCGUCCGUUGGCGCCUCACGAGACAUUCAACCAUCCUGUCGGCGUGCUGUUCGCCAUCUCGACAACCACACCGGACCCUAUGACCACACUGCAGCGCCUGUACGGCCAAGCAGUCGGUACUGGCGCCCAAGCUGCACCCUGGAUGGACGGCGUGCAGGUUCUCAAGUUCUUUGUCGUCGUUCACGACGUGUCCAAGGCCGGAGCAGACCUCGAGGGUGCCAACGAGCUGCUGGCCCUGGUCAAGAAGGCAUACGGUCCACACUCGACCUUGCUCGUUAUCAACUCGCGUACACCCUCCGACUCACAGCCACCGACAGCUGAGAGCGCGCCUGUCACCUCCAUGAUCCCGCGCAAGCCCGAGAUUACCGACCACGCAUCGAUCGUUAAGGCCUACGCGGCCGCCAUGUCCAACCUGACAUUGUCGCCCAUGGCCGCAGCUGCUGAGAGCGGUGGCCAGGCUCCGAGGUCGUAUGCGCAGCGACUGUCCUCUGAGGAUGUCGAUCGUCUCAUCGCUGUCGUACGUGAGCUCGUCGUGCAGUCUCUAGUCCCCUGGAUGGAGGCUCGUGUCCGCGAGUGGAACGAGGCGUACCAGUCCAACCGCCGCGGUCUGACCGGACGCCUCUUCGGUGCUGGCCGCAAGCUCUUUGGCACCAGCAGACCGUCUUCACCGUCUCCCGCUGCCGGACACGCAGUGUACAAUCCGGCCAAGGGUUUCUACCCCGUCAACUCUGUCGAGGCUCUCGCUCGCCGCUUGGCCGACUUUUCGUUCAUGCUUCGCGACUAUCGAUACUCGGCCAGCAUAUACGACAACCUCCGUCGCGACUAUACCCAAGACCGGGCAUGGCGCUAUGUGUCAGCCGCGACUGAGAUGCACGGCCUGGCGACACUGUUGUCGAACGGAUACUUCCACCCGGGCGUGCAGCCCGGCAACCCCACCCCACAGACGACGUUGCAGCAUUCGGACAUUUGCGCCUCCCUCGAGCAGGCCGUGACCACGUACCUGGGUCGCACGGGCGGUGUUGGAGCUGUCCAUCUCGACGCUUUGCGCGUGACAGUGCUCUACUACGAGGCAUGGAAGGCGCUCAACGAGUGGCGUGGUGUCGGGGCCUUGCUCGUCCGCGCCGCAGGAGAAGCGGAUGAGGUGCCGUGCGCUGUCAUCGUCGAAGAGGCUGCCGCGGCUGAUGUCAAGGGUGGCAAGAGCCAGCGUGGAAGGAGGAGACAGGCGUUCCAUCUCGUCAUGGCUGCAAGGAGGUACGAAAAGGCAGGCCUGAAACAAUACUCAAGGAGAUGUCUCGCGCGCGCCGCCGACCUCAUGCGCGAUGCUCCCUGGGCCGCCGCAUGUGAACGUAUCGAGUACUCGCUCGGCCGGCAGGCAUACACGCUCGGCGAGAGUGCCGUUGCCGUGGAACACUUCCUGGGUCUGCUCCAGCGCGACGAGUCGUCGGCGUUCGGCGCACAGGGCAUGGUUCUCGAGGACAUGGCUCUGGCGUACGAGCAGCUGGUCGCACAUCCAGAACAGCUGGCUGCCGCCAAGGACCGACUCCGUCUCCCCACGCCCCUGUUUGACGCAACCAAAACGCGUGUUGUGCUGCCGGCUGAAUCCAGCGCGAGCGCAGUGGGAGAUGCUGAAAAGUGGGCGGCCCUUGACACUCAAGCUCUUGCACACUGGGACCGCAAGGGCAAGAAACCCAUGAGCGUGCUUCCGGACACGCGUCGUAUCGUCGCUGCCGUCGGCGAGACAUUACAUGUUGAGCUCACAGCCAGCAACCCCCUCAACGCCACCGUGGUCAUCAAGGACAUUACGCUGGCCGUGGACGGCGCUGCCGUCGACGUCGAGACCGUCCCCGAGACUGCACUCGAACCAUACGAGACACGCCAGGUGGCCGUGGCCAUCACCCCGACUGCUGCCGGAACGUUUACGAUUGCCAGCGCGAGCUGCAUGUUCCACCGUUUCUUGCCUGUGACCGAGAACCUGGCCAAGCGCGGACGGAGGCUGCAUGCCACAAAGGCACAGCGCCUUACGCCAACGUAUGCGCCCGACUCGAGCCUGACUGUCCACGCUGAAGGUGGCGCGCCCCGUGUGGCUGCCGAGCUCAAUGUUCCAGAGGUCAUGUUUGAAGGCGAAGUGGUGCACGCCACCCUUCAGCUCCGGAACGCAGGGACUACAGUCGUGGAGAAUGUGCAGCUCGUGUGCUCCCAAUUUGGCGUCGUGGAUCUGGACACGGAUACCCCGCACAGCGAUACCCCGGCAUCGAUACCGAACACGAUCUCCGCCAACGGCCCUCUCACAGUGUAUCCGGGGAGCAUCGCCGCCGGCGAGAGCGUCAGUGUCCCUGUCCGCAUCACCGCCCCAGCACCGGGCGCGCUGGAACUCCUCGCGCUCGCAGUGUACAGCGUCCCCGACGGUCCUUCCGCUGCCACGCGCCUGAGCGCAAAGGUCGAUGUCAAGCGUCUCUUGACCAUUUAUGCCGACGUCUCUCCCGCCCGCACGGGAUACCUCGUCACCCUUGAGGUGACCUCUCACGCUGCCGACCCCGUGACACUCGGUCAGAUCACACCAGUCUCCGAGUACUGGGAGCCCCGGGGUGACAUCACCUCGCACGGUGUCCUUUUCCCCAACCAAGUCUUCCGUGCUGUGCUCCCAGUUGUUGCGCGCGAGGACGUAGGGUCGCUGGACCUCACUCAGACCGGCUUGGUCGCCAACCUCAACCGCGUACUCAAGCACGACGACCGCCUGGCCCCGAUUUCCCCCGAGACCGUCUCCAUCUGCGUGCCAGAGGGCUACAUUGCCUCGCGCCGCGCCCACCGCCUGCGGUUCGCGGCUGCCUUCUUCCCAGCUUUGGCUACACACCUCGUCCCGCGCGUUCUGCCCCUGUUUGACCCGCUCGACCUCGACAUUGACGUUGCGUGGACCAUCAGGAGCCCCACGACGGCUCCCGACUCGUCUGCGUCUACUCUCACGCAGCAGACCCGCCGCGGCCACGCAAGCGUCCACGGUCUCACCCCAGCGCCGAGGUUCAGCCUUGUUGAGUCGCUGCGCAGCGAGGAGGACACGCCGGCCAAGAGGACCAUGUACGAGGAGACUGGGCGGCUGAGGCAGGUCAUGCUUGAUUCUGUUCUCGACGGCGUGUACGCGAGCGAGCAGGACCCAAUUGUCGUCCGUGCUCGCGUGCCCGGAGCCAAGAGUGGAAGGGUGACGCACGACUUUGCAGAGGGUGCUCUCGUUCUCCCACUCUCGAUCGAGCUGCAGAACCGCUCCCCGGUGCUGCCAACACGCUGGAUCGUGCGCCUCCCCACACCGAACACGCCCACACCUACACCUGGAGUCAACCGCGCCCCCGGUUCCGACACGGUGUAUACUGGCUCACUGAGCCAGCGCGGCGUGCUCCCGCCCAACGGUACCGUUGUAGUGGACACGGGGGUGUGGGUGCCUGAACCGGGGCUGGUCAGUCUGGGCGGGUGGGAGAUUGCGAGGGAGACGGGUGAGGGCGACCAUAAUGAUGAUGACGGGGUUACUUGGGCGCCGCGCGCCGCGUGGAUGGGCCUGGGCACGGCGCCCGGUGUGGUGGUUGUGCAGGCGUGA